AACUACGCAUGCUCGUUACGUUCUUAGCUCACAUCCGGUGAAUUUGUGUCAACGUUCUGCCAUUUUGUUUUCUGUUUUCGUCAAGGGUAUAUUGAAGUUACGAUUCAAGCCAUCAUGUACCGGUUUGCUAAAGCUGCGCUGAACCUUUCCGGUCAAGCCACUCGUCAAGUGAGACAUGGGUCCACAGCACCGCAGAACUUCCACAUGAAGUACGGAAACGGCCUGAUUGUGGGCGGAGCUACGUUCUGCGUGGCUGUCUGGUCGUUCGUGCUCACACAAACAGGUAUCACAUGGAACCUGUCCCCUGUCGGGAAGCUGCAGCCUAAACCGUGGAGGCAGGCAGAAGAGGCAGAAGAGGAGUGAAAAUGAUCUUCCUUUUCCUCCUGUGGACAAACUGACAGACGACCACCAUACCCUCCUCAGAAAUAUUCCAAUCAAUGGUUGUACAGAAGAAUACAUUUUACUUGUUCUCGCAAAAAUGAAUGCCUGUUGCCAUUCUGGCAUUAACUGUAUGUAACAGUAAAUUAAGUUUAACCGUUA
Molecule: messenger RNA, 540 nt
Organism: Osmerus eperlanus (European smelt)
Lineage: Eukaryota; Metazoa; Chordata; Actinopteri; Osmeriformes; Osmeridae
Product: cytochrome c oxidase subunit 7B, mitochondrial
Exons: 3
Coding region: 115-363 (82 amino acids)
Biological process (GO): mitochondrial electron transport, cytochrome c to oxygen
Source: RefSeq, a predicted model, not a curated record